CUGAUAGAUAUGAUACACCACCACAUAUAUAAAUGAGAAAAUUCUGCUUACGAUAGGCACAUAUUUACACAUAGUUAUAUUCCUGUAAUUAUGACAACGGAAAAGAUGGUACAACAAACACCCAACACCGAAGCCUUCGUAGAUGCCGAGCUUGCAGCUUUCCAAAAGGAGGUUGCAGAGGUGGAUUCUUGGAUGAAGCAGGAACGUUUCAGCUCGAUCAAGCGUCCUUACAGUGCCGAGCAUGUCGUAAAUCUACGAGGCACCGUGACAGGUGAGUAUCUCGCUGAUAAGCAAGCAAAAAAAAUGUGGGGUAUUCUCCAGGACAAUAGAUCUAAAGGUGAGACCUCAUGGACUUUUGGAGCCCUAGACCCAGUUCAGGUUGUACAGAUGGCGAAGUACCUCGACACUGUGUAUGUAUCUGGUUGGCAAUGUUCCUCUACGGCCUCAUCUAGCAAUGAGCCUGGACCCGAUUUGGCCGAUUACCCUAUGGACACUGUUCCCAAGAAGGUGGAUCAUCUAUUUAAAGCUCAGCUUUUCCACGAUCGCAAGCAGCGUGCCGCCCGUGCUAAAAUGACCAAGGAGGAGAGAAUCGCCACUCCUUAUGUUGACUACUUGCGUCCUAUUAUCGCUGACGCUGAUACUGGACAUGGUGGGUUCACGGCUGUCAUGAAGCUGGCAAAGAUGUUUGUUGAGUACGGUGCCGCUGGUAUCCAUCUAGAGGAUCAGGCUGCCGGAACAAAGAAAUGUGGACAUAUGGGUGGCAAAGUAUUGGUUCCCAUCCAAGAGCACCAGAACCGCUUGAUUGCUGCUCGUCUGCAAUUCGAUAUUAUGGGUGUGCAGUGUAUUGUUGUUGGACGUACUGAUUCUGAGGCGGCAACUCUGUUGACCUCGAAUAUUGAUAAGCGAGACCACUGUUUCAUUCUUGGAGCCACUAAUUCAGCUGUGGGAACGUUGAACGAGGAGGUCAACGGCAUGAAGCUUUCUGGUAAAUCCGCUGCCGAGAUUUCUGCAUUCACUGAUCAGUGGAACAAGGAUGCCGGUAUUAAGACCUACGGGCAGGCCGUGCACGAUCACUUGGUAGCCAAGGGGCAGGCCGAGGAUGCUGGUGCUUGGUUGAAGGAGUCUAAAGGUCUAUCUAUUAAGGACGCUCGAAGCAGGGCUACCAACCUCCUAGGCGAGGAUAUCUUCUUCGACUGGGAUGCACCCCGUACUGCUGAAGGUUUCUACCGCGUUGACGGCGGCACAGAGUACGCCACAUACAGAUCACAAUAUUUCGGCGAAUACGCUGACAUCUGCUGGAUGGAGUCCGCUCGCCCGGACUACAAGCAGGCGAAGUACUGGGCUGAGGGUGUAUUGUCUGUUCACCCCAAGAAGUGUUUGACAUACAAUCUAUCACCAUCAUUCAACUGGGACGCAGCUGGCAUGUCGGACGCCGAGAUUGGAUCACUCAUCAAGGAACUUGGCAAGCUCGGAAUCUGCUGGCAGUUCAUAACCCUCGCCGGUUUCCAUCUGAAUGCACUCGCCGCAGAUAACUUUGCAAAAGCAUACUCUGAGCAAGGAAUGAUUGGAUACGUACAGGGUAUUCAGAGACAAGAGAGAGAAAACAAGGUUGAGACUCUUACGCAUCAGCAGUGGUCAGGAGCUAUGCUCGUGGAUCAGCAAUUGCAAACUGUAAUGGGUGGUGUAUCAACCACAACCAUUAUGUCUGCAGGUGUUACUGAAAAUGAUUUUUAAAAUCUAAAAUACAACACGAGUCGUCGAGUGCUAUCACAGCGACCCAUGUAGUUCAAUCAGGGGCACGAGUGAGCCGUAUUUAUAGAGACUUGAUAUUAAAAAAAUUAUAGUAGUUAUCUGUCAAUUUUCAGUUGUAUAAUAUAUACUUUUUCUCUCAUAAUACAAUUCAGAUGAGGAACAAUGCACUUUUAUACAAAAGAAUAACGGCCCCGUGUACAGG
This is a messenger RNA of Sphaeroforma arctica JP610, 1954 nucleotides long. RefSeq names its product isocitrate lyase. The record is from RefSeq and is a predicted model, not a curated record. Lineage: Eukaryota; Ichthyosporea; Ichthyophonida. The transcript has 2 exons. Gene Ontology annotation, biological process: carboxylic acid metabolic process. Gene Ontology annotation, molecular function: isocitrate lyase activity. The coding region runs from base 91 to 1734 and encodes 547 amino acids.